CAUGACGACAGGGACAGGAACCCCCUCCAGCUGAGCUUCCUCAUCUUCAUCCUGCUGCCUCACUGCUUCUCCUUUGGACGCUGUGACGACGUCUCCUUCUCCAUCUGCUGGAGGAGUCCGGCUGAAAGGCCGAGCGUGAGCGUCUGGCUCAACCACACGGCGCUCCACUCCCUCCAGAAGGCGGGGAAGGUCACCUCCCUGACGGUGUCCCCGGCUGUAGACCACAAGCUGACCCUCGAGUACGGGGGCUCGGUCCAGACAUGGACUCUGAGAAUCACCCCGCGUACCAAGGACACUCGAGUCCGAGGCCGGCAGAAACCCGAAGAGCAACCAACGAGCGCCACUCGGGUAAAUGUGAAGGAACCAAUCAGACGCCAGAUGCAUCUCUCUUCCUCCUUUGAACCCUCGUUCUCUCUGCAGGACUUCCUGGACUCCAUGCGUCCCACGGACGUGUUUGCCUGUGAGAAUGGAACGUUGUUCUUCCACCAGGAUGAAGACUUCUUCCUUGCGAUAGGCCACACCACGCGUCUCCCUGUGAAGCUGGAGUCCAGGACCCCCUCCACGCUGCUGGUCUCCUGGCUGGAGAGCCGGCCUGCAGCGGGCAGCAGCCACCUGGUGACCCUGUACUCUACCGAGCUGGACUCCUUCCACCCGCUCGGCGUGGACUCCACCUCCAGCAGCCACUACCGCUUCACGGCGCUGGAGGCCUGCAGCACCUACGUGCCCUGCGUGGAGGCUGCAGGCACGCGCUCCCUCACCUGCCUCUCCACCAUCACUGACCCAGACCCGCCCACGGACUUUGAGGUGACGUCGUGGAGCAGCAGCAGCAUCUCGUUGGCCUGGGACUGCCCCGACAAGUUCUCCUCCUUCCUCCUCACCGUGUUCUACCUCGACGGAGCCGACCACGUGACGGAGGAGGUGCUCUCCUUGCAGAAGGAGGACCACUUUGCAUUCGUCCUGUCGGACCUGGAGCCCUGCACCAGGGUUAAGUUUGGCCUGCAGACGGUUUGCCAGGCGGGGGUGGAGUCCCGCUACAGCAGGAUGCGUCUCAACAAUGGAAACUCUGCUCACUCUGGCAUCGAGGCCUUGACUCAGACCUCGUUCGGCCCGGACAACUAUACCCUGAGUUGGGAGGUGAAGAACACCUCCUCCAUCUCCAUGUUCAGGGUCUACCACCAGGAGGCGCUGCAGGGCACCACGCUCCUCACAAGCUACACCGUGGGCGGGCUGCUGCCAUGCCAACAGUACCGGGUGAAGGUGGAGGCGCUGUGUGGAGAUGGCGUGUUCAUGAGCGCCAUGGCGGUCGCAGCACACACGGGCCCUCACGGAGUGUCUGACCUCCGGUAUCGCUCCGACGACUCCGUCGCCCAGUGGACGCCGCAUGCCGCCCGCCGGCCGGCCGAGGCCUUCUUCUACCGGCUGUCUGUGGAGAACGGCACCGCGGUGCUGAGCGGCCGCGUGGCCGACCCGGAGCUGAGGCUGCCGAGGCUGGAGAAGGGAGCCGCCUUGGCCCUGGAGGUGUGGGAGCAAUGUGGCGCUCGCUGGGAGUCGGAGCGGGCCCGCCUGUGGCUACAGGGCGCCGAGGCCUCCGCCGGGUUCCGUAUGAGGGCUGCUGGACCCGGUCUGGCCGAAGAGCUGCAGUCUGAGCUGUCCCUCCGGGGCCUCACGAUGGUGCUGCCCUGGUCUCUGCCGGAGGAACUACAGGACGGAGAACCGAGAGCUCAAAUACUGAAGAUCUACGAGGAGAAGCUGCAGGAGCUGUUGGAGGGCUUCGGCCUGCCGGCCCGGGUGGAGCUAACCUCCUUUGAGCCGGCAGACGAGCCGGAUCAGAGCGAGGUUCAGUUUGUGUCUUUUGACGCGUCGCGGCCUGAAGGAGACGUUCCCCUCUCCAUCACGGACCAGCUGGACCACUUCCACUCCCUUCAGACUGACGCCAUGACGGUCACUGACGGGGUCAUCUACUGGAACGGUCCAGACCUGUGUGGUUCCUCUGGGCGGCCUCCGUGUCCUCCUAACUCUGUGUGCAUCAACACACUGGGUUCCUUCGCCUGCGUGUGUCAUCACGGCUUCUACGACGUGAGCGCCGUCAUCUCGCCGCCCGCCGCCUCCCGUCCCGUCUGCAACGAAAAAGGCCUUUUCAGCCAGUGUCUGGGUAAAAUGGUGACGGGUGGGAUAGCAAAGCCCUACCUGGUGUCCUUCAUCGGGGGGGAGGUCGGCGUGAGGCUGAACGACGGCCGCUGCUCGGUGCAGGAGAGCGACACGAUGUUCUACUUCCACACCUCACGCAAAGCCUCCGAGUGUGGAACGCAGAGGCGGGUGAAUAAAACUCACAUCCAAUUGCGAAACACUCUGACCGUGACCUUGACCAGAGGACAAACUAUCAGCAGGUGGGAUCCGAAAUACGUCUGGAAGUGCGUCUACCCGCGUCACUAUGUCCGCAACGCUCAAGUCAGCGUGGACACGGAGUGGCUGACCUCCGUCUCCCUGAUGGAGUUCGACUCGUCGCUGGGCCUGACGAUGACGCUGCACACCGACGAGUCGUUCUCCUCCAGCUACAGCGGCGCCGUCACCAUGGAGACGGAGGACACGCUGUUCUUCCAGGUGACCCUGCAGACCAACGCCUCCUUCGCCUCCGACGUGCUGCUGCGGGUGGAGUCAUGCUGGUCCACCGAGAGCACCGACCCCCAGGAUGCGGUGCGGGGGCUUCUCCUUCGGGACGGCUGUGCCGUCGACGACACGUUCCGCUGGCUCUCCGCUAACGGCCGGGCUCGGACCAGCAGGUUCUCCAUCCAGAUGUUCAGCAUGCCCACGGGGCUGCCGCUCUACGUCCACUGCCGGGCCGACGUCUGCGGACGCGACGAGGACUGCACCGAGAGCUGCAGCAGCCGGCGGCGCCGCAAGAGGUCCGUGAGCCGAGCCGGGAAGCGGGCCGCCGUGGUGUCUGCUGGACCCCUGCUGGUCCUCAACAGGGGGGGCACGUCCAGAGGACCCCCGCCUGACUGGGCUGUGAUCCCGACUGUGGUCGGAUUAAUCGGCUUCCUGGGAGCGGCCGUCCUCUCGCUGAGCGUCACCAAAGCCGUCGUGACUUACUGUGAGCGGCGCCAGCUGCAAUAAAGUGUUUGACCGUGA
This is a messenger RNA of Pseudoliparis swirei, 3129 nucleotides long. RefSeq lists its product as uncharacterized. The record is from RefSeq and is a predicted model, not a curated record. NCBI's taxonomy places the organism in Eukaryota, Metazoa, Chordata, Actinopteri, Perciformes, Liparidae. The coding region runs from base 379 to 3114 and encodes 911 amino acids. Gene Ontology annotation, molecular function: protein binding; calcium ion binding. The transcript has 18 exons. Gene Ontology annotation, cellular component: apical plasma membrane; cell surface. Gene Ontology annotation, biological process: neutrophil migration.